GCUAUCUUGACACGACAAUGAAAUGUAAAUAUUAUCGCUGCUACCAGUGACCAGUCUAUCUGGUUUUCGGAGCGAUGCGCGCGCGCCAAAUAUAAUUUACGUGUUCCGUGUAUAAAUUCAAAAGUAAACAAGUGAUAUCCGUUAACAAGAAGCAAAAUGAGAGGUAUUACAAUCCAACGCGUUGAAGAAGCAGAUACAGAGGAGGUCAUGAAAUUAUUAAGAAGAACGUUUUUCGUCCAUGAGCCGUUGAACAAUAAAGUUGGAUAUUGCAAAUCAGAAAGUGACGAAUGCAUUGAUCUUGAUCUCUACUGUCGCCACUGUCUUCCCGGAAUAUCCUUUAAGGCUGUUGACAUAGAUGGAAACAUCAUUGGAGUUCUUAUUAAUGAUGUUAGUUCAGUGAAAGACCCAUUGGACUUCGAUAUGAUAUUGAGCACGACAGUUAGUCCAGCUUUCAAGAAGAUUAUAAACAUGUUAAAAAUUCGUGAGAGCGGAGCCAAAUUAAGUGAAAAGUACCCAAACGACGACAACCUGUUAGAAAUAAAGCUCGCGGCGACAGAUGCGAAUUGGAGAAAUAAAGGUGUCAUGAAUGAGCUCAUGCAAGAAACAGAGAAGUUAGCAAAGGAGUUGGGCAUGAGGCUUAUUCGUAUUGACACUUCCAGCGCCUUCUCCGCUAAAUCCGCAGAAAAAAUGGGCUUUACAUGCGUUUACCAGCGAGCUUUCUCUGACAUAAAUAUAAUCGUACCCGAACCCCCGCAUAUAUACGACAGAGUGUUUAUUAAAGAAAUGUUUUGAUAUUUUAUAGUACAAUAUUGCUCAAUAUUUAAAGGAAAUCAAAGAUUCUGUAGUCAAAUGUUUGUUUGUGGAAUAAAGAUUUGUUUUAAAAACUUC
Pieris napi is the source of this 888-nucleotide messenger RNA. RefSeq lists its product as uncharacterized. Bases 157 to 792 code for a protein of 211 amino acids. Gene Ontology annotation, molecular function: N-acetyltransferase activity. The record is from RefSeq and is a predicted model, not a curated record. Lineage: Eukaryota; Metazoa; Arthropoda; Insecta; Lepidoptera; Pieridae. The transcript has 5 exons.